AUUUCUAGCACAAUUAAGCAGUUUCGUUGUCAUUACGUGGAUAUUGAACCCUACAAAUCCUUAAACUGAGCAGUAAUUUAGUAUAGUCAGUACCAGUAAUAUAUAUAUACGGUUUUCAGUGACGAGCGGCGAGAGCGCAGGAUGGGGAAGGCAGCGAGGGUAGCGUGUUGCCUGCUCUUCAGUUGGCUGCCAGCGUCGGUGGCGGGUGUGUGGUCGCAUCGCUACGACCUGCUCUCCUUCUACGACUACAGGAUCGCUCUUCCCAAUGAAACUUUAAACGUUUCGACUCCACGAUCUUGCCGCGCCCAUUGCGUGCAGGAUAUAGGAUGUUCAGCAUCAUCCGUCACGCCCUCGGACAAACGAGGGGAGUUCGAGUGCAGGAUCAGCCGCGUCCCUGAGGCGCACCGCACCAUCUCCCCUCAUGCAGACUCCGUCGCCUUCGUCAAAGAAAGGAAGCCCAAGUUGUACUUCUGGAGCAAUGGAACUGCCUUGAUACCAAGCGGCUUCACCGACCUCUGCUCCAGCAAUGGGGGUAAAUUCGGAAUCAUCUUCACCAUUCAAGACAUCGAAUACAUCAAAAACAACAUCAUGGCAGAGGUGAAUGACACGUUGGGCUUCUUCAUACCACUGGUCGGCAAGAAAGUAAACGGAACUGCAUCUCAGGUGCAUUGGUUGGAGGUUGAACACGGAGUUGACGACACUUACCAUCCUCUAAACCUGUUCUUCUCGGACCUCAGCAACAACAACGCCGAACUCUGUCACAAAAUCACCCCUGCAAACGGCCUCACUUUGCGGCGCUUCAACUGUGGCGCGGGAUUGAAGAAAAAGCUGUUGUGCUACAAGUAUAAGGACUGAUCUCAUGCUUGAUCUAGUGGAAGAGA
This is a messenger RNA of Hyalella azteca, 881 nucleotides long. RefSeq lists its product as uncharacterized. Lineage: Eukaryota; Metazoa; Arthropoda; Malacostraca; Amphipoda; Hyalellidae. Bases 142 to 855 code for a protein of 237 amino acids. The record is from RefSeq and is a predicted model, not a curated record. The transcript has 5 exons.